This is a messenger RNA of Vicugna pacos (alpaca), 807 nucleotides long. Lineage: Eukaryota; Metazoa; Chordata; Mammalia; Artiodactyla; Camelidae. The record is from RefSeq and is a predicted model, not a curated record.
CCCGGCCCGCCGGCUCCCGAUUGGCUGCUGCGGCCGCUUACGCGUCGCGCUUCCUUGUCUGUUCCUCGUGUUCUGGGGAGUCGCUCUCUUUUUCUCUCGGCAGAGAAGAGGCGAUGGCUGCGCUGGCAUCUCUCGGCGCCCUGGCGCUACUCCUGCUGUCCGGCCUCUCCUGCUGCUCAGCAGAGGCCUGUGUGGAGCCCCAGAUCACCCCUUCCUACUACACCACCUCGGACGCCGUCAUUUCUACUGAGACUGUCUUCAUCGUGGAAAUCUCCCUGACAUGCAAGAACAGGGUCCAGAGCAUGGCUCUUUACGCUGACGUAAGUGGAAAACAGUUUCCUGUUACCCGGGGCCAAGACGUGGGGCGAUACCAGGUGUCCUGGAGUCUAGACCACAAGAGUGCACACGCUGGCACGUACGAGGUGAGAUUCUUCGACGAGGAGUCCUACAGCCUGCUGAGGAAGGCUCAGAGAAAUAAUGAGGACAUUUCCGUCAUCCCACCUCUGUUCACAGUCAGCGUGGACCAUCGGGUGAGUGGGCUGAAGAGGCUGACCCCAGCACGGGAAAGCACAGAGCACCCAGCACACCUCGCCUUCUCGGGGAGCUGGGGGCUGGGCCAUCGUUGGGCACCUGGAACGGGCCCUGGGUCUCCACUGAGGUACUGGCUGCCGCCAUCGGCCUUGUGAUCUACUACUUGGCCUUCAGCGCCAAGAGCCACAUCCAGGCCUGAGGACGGUGCCCCUGCCCCCCUUGCUUUUUUCAAUAAACAGUUCUCGGCUGUCACUGGCACCAGGGACAGGGCUCCUC